AUGGGGACGGACUGCACGAUUACUAUAUCCCCUGUCCAUCUUGACCCCAGCAACAGAGAGAAAGAUCGCGACCUCCAGGUCACCUCUCUGAACCACAAGUACUUCCGUACCCAUCUUGAGGAUGCCUUGUCUCUGGGACGCCCUCUCCUGCUAGAAGAUGCUGAGGAGGAACUUGACCCAGCUCUUGACAAUGUCUUGGAAAAAAAUUUCAUCAAAUCAGGUUCAACAUUCAAAGUCAAAGUAGGAGACAAAGAAUGUGAUGUGAUGAAUGAUUUUUACCUGUAUAUCACCACCAAACUGCCAAACCCUUCCUACACUCCAGAAGUGAGUGCCAGGACAGCCAUCAUCGACUUCACUGUCACUAUGAAGGGUUUAGAGGAUCAGCUACUAGGUCGUGUCAUCAUGACAGAGAAAAAUGAACUGGAGGCUGACCGUGCCAAACUCAUGUUAGAUGUUACAGUGAACAAGAGGAAGAUGCAGGAAUUGGAGGAUAAUCUUCUGUACAAACUCACCAGCACUAAGGGCUCACUGGUGGACGAUGAGUCCCUCAUACAAGUACUGUCCAACACCAAGGUCACUGCAGCUGAGGUCAGUGAGAAAUUGACUGUGGCUGCAGAAACUGAGAUCAAGAUCAAUGAAGCCAGAGAGGAGUACAGACCCGUGGCCACACGAGGUAGUAUCUUGUAUUUCCUCGUCUGUGACAUGAGUAUGGUCAACAAGAUGUACCAGACUUCCCUCAAACAGUUCCUUGGCCUAUUUGACAUCUCUAUGCAAAAAUCUGAGAAAAGCCCAGUACCAGCCAAGAGGAUCAACAACAUCAUAGAGUUCCUGACAUAUGAGGUUUUCCGUUACACCUGUCGUAGUUUAUAUGAGGAGCACAAGUUCCUCUUCACACUGCUUGUUACCUUCAAAAUCAACAUACAGAAGGGACAGGUUAGACCCAAGGAGUUCCAGACAUUCAUCAAAGGUGGUGCUGCAUUGGAUCUGAAUGCUGUCACUCCAAAACCAGCACGGUGGAUCAUGGACAUGACAUGGCUCAAUCUCGUACAGCUCAGCGGACUCCCUCAAUUCAGUGAGAUUCUAAAUCAGGUAUCCCGCAACGAAAAAGGAUGGAAAGCAUGGUUUGAUACCGAGGCUCCAGAGGAGGAGCAGAUCCCAGACGGUUACAGUGCUUCACUUGAUUCCUUCCGCAAACUGCUGCUCAUCAGAUCCUGGUGUCCAGACAGAACCAUUCCUCAGGCCAGAAAGUUUAUUGGGGACGCAAUGGGUUUGCAAUAUGCAGAAUCCGUCAUACUCAACUUAGAGGCAACAUGGCAAGAGAGUGACAACAGAACACCCCUCAUAUGUCUACUGUCUAUGGGCUCCGACCCAACCAACCAGAUAGAAGGGCUCUGUAAGAAGCUAAAUCUAGAAUUCCGAGCUAUUUCCAUGGGACAAGGUCAGGAAGUUCAUGCCAGAAAACUAAUUAGUCUCUUCAUGCAGUCUGGUGGGUUCGCCAUGCUACAGAACUGCCAUCUUGGUCUGGAUUUCAUGGAUGAGUUACUGGAGACAAUUGUAGAGACCCAGCAAGUCCAUGAGGAGUUUCGAGUGUGGAUCACGACCGAGGUCCAUCCUGCCUUCCCCAUCAGUCUUCUACAGUCUUCCAUCAAAUUUACAAAUGAACCACCACAGGGCAUCAAGGCGGGUCUGAAGCGUACGUACGCAGGCAUCACACAGGACUAUCUAGAUAUCAAUACCUUGAUGCAGUGGAAACCUAUGUUGUUUGGAGUCUCCUUCCUUCACACAGUGGUACAGGAGAGGAGAAAGUUUGGGCCACUUGGUUGGAACAUUCCCUACGAGUUCAACUCAUCUGAUUGGACGGCCAGUGUACAAUUUGUUCAGAACCACCUGGAUGAUAUUGAUCCUAAAAAGGGUAUAUCUUGGACCACGGUGCGGUACAUGUUAGGAGAGGUACAGUAUGGUGGUCGAGUUACUGAUGACUAUGACAAGCGCCUCCUCAAUACAUUUGGAAGGGUGUGGUUUGGAGACUUCAUGUUCCUGGACAGUUUCCAGUUCUAUAUUGGAUACAAGAUCCCCAAAGUAAAGGGUAUUGAUGACACCAUGGCCUUCAUAGAAAACCUGCCAUUGGUCGACUCCCCAGAGGCUCUGGGCCUUCACACCAACGCUGACAUCACGUAUCAGACCAACUUAAGUACUUCUGUUCUGGAGACAAUGAUGAGCAUCCAGCCCAAGGACAGUGGUGGGGGAGCUGGGGAGACCAGGGAGAGCAUUGUAUACAAGAUGGCGUCAGACAUGCUUAGCAAACUACCAGGCAACUACUUACCACACGAGGUGCGUGAUCGACUGAGGCGUUAUGGACACCUGCAGCCCCUCAACAUCUUCCUCAAGCAGGAAAUUGACCGAAUGCAGAGGGUGAUCUAUGAAGUAAGAAUUACACUGACAGAUCUCAGGCUUGCUAUUGACGGAACCAUCAUCAUGAGUGAGAAUCUGCGUGAUGCGUUGGACAACAUGUUUGAUGCACGAGUGCCCAGUCUGUGGAGAAAGAUUUCCUGGGAGUCCUCAACACUAGGCUUCUGGUUCACAGAGUUACUGGAGAGGAACGAGCAGUUCUACGCCUGGGUGUUUGUUGGCCGGCCUGAUGUAUUCUGGAUGACGGGAUUCUUCAAUCCUCAAGGUUUCCUGACAGCUAUGAGGCAAGAAGUGACCCGAGCACACAAAGGCUGGGCCCUUGAUUCUGUUACUCUCCACAACGAUGUUUUACGACAGAACAAGGAGGAUAUCUCAUCAGCACCUCCAGAGGGUGUGUAUGUUUAUGGCCUUUUCCUGGACGGUGCAGCCUGGGACAGGAGGAACAGUCGUCUGUGUGAGUCCACACCCAAAGUACUGUUCACUGCCUUGCCAGUUGUCCAUAUGUUUGCUAUCAACUCUACUGCCCCCAAGGACCCACGCCUCUAUCAAUGUCCGGUUUACAAGAAACCCAACCGUACAGAUCUCACCUACAUCACUUUCGUUGUGCUCAAGACCAAUCAGAACCCGGACCACUGGAUCCUACGUGGAGUGGCAGCUCUGUGUGACAUCAAAUAGUUUCUGUUAAUAUCUCGGUGAUGUUAUAAACACAUUGACAUUUCUAACAUCACAGUUAACCUUAGGUAAUUAUACGAUCUGGCAGUAUAUAUGGAUGAAUCUGAUGUGUUCUCUAAAGAACCCUCUUGUAUUUAUAUCAUUGAGUCCAGUCGAAAAUAUUAUAACAAUCACUAAACUUUCUUUAAAUGUUGACAACAAACAAUAUUUUUGCAUGAUCAUCGGAAAAGUUCUAUCUAAUAUAUUUUUACAAAGUUUUAUGUAUUGCAUUUUUUUUUUAAUUCUAUAUUUUUAAUUUAUUAUGAGUAUUUAAUGUUGAAUAAACAUGUUCUGUUA
Pecten maximus is the source of this 3417-nucleotide messenger RNA. RefSeq names its product dynein heavy chain 8, axonemal-like. The transcript is spliced from 23 exons. The record is from RefSeq and is a predicted model, not a curated record. Gene Ontology annotation, molecular function: dynein light intermediate chain binding; minus-end-directed microtubule motor activity; dynein intermediate chain binding. Bases 1 to 3084 code for a protein of 1027 amino acids. NCBI's taxonomy places the organism in Eukaryota, Metazoa, Mollusca, Bivalvia, Pectinida, Pectinidae. Gene Ontology annotation, cellular component: dynein complex. Gene Ontology annotation, biological process: microtubule-based movement.